GCUGCCACCAGUGUGGACUCAGAGUCUCCCCAGACCUCAAGAGCACCCGUCAUGAGGCCCCCAACCCUCCUGCUGCUGCUCUCAGGGGCCCUGGUCCUGACAGAGACCUGGGCAGGCUCCCACUCCCUGAGGUAUUUCUACACCGCGAUGUCCGGGCCCGGCCCCGGGGAGCCCCGCUUCAUCGCCGUGGGCUCCGUGGACGACACGCAGUUCGUGCGGUUCGACAGCGACGCGGCGGGGCCGAGGAUGGAGCCGCGGGCGCCCUGGAUGGAGCAGGAGGGGCCUGAGUACUGGGAGGGGGAGACGCGGAUCUUAAAGGCCACCGCACAGACGUUCCGAGUGAACCUGCGCGCCCUGCGCGGCUACUACAACCAGAGCGCGGCCGGCUCUCACACCCUCCAGGAGAUGUACGGCUGCGACGUGGGGCCCGACGGGCGCCUCCUCCGCGGGUACAGUCAGUUCGCCUACGAUGGCGCCGAUUACCUGGCCCUGAACGGGGACCUGCGCUCCUGGACCGCGGCGGACACGGUCGCUCAGAUCUCCCGGCGCAAGUUGGAGGCGGCCGGAGCAGCAGAGCGCUUCAGGAACUACCUGGAGGACAAGUGCAGGGAGUCGCUGCGCAGGUACCUGGAGCACGGGAAGGAGACGCUGCAGCGCUCAGAGGCCCCAAAGACACAGGUGACCCGCCUCCCCACCUCUGACCAGAAGGUCACCCUGAGGUGCUGGGCCCUGGGCUUCUACCCUGCGGACAUCACCCUGACUUGGCAGCGAGAUGGGAAAGACCUGACCCAGGACUUGGAGCUGGUGGAGACCAGGCCUGGGGGGGAUGGAAACUUCCAGAAGUGGGUGUCUGUGGAGGUACCUUCUGGAGAGGAGCAGAGAUACACGUGCCAUGUGCAGCAUGAGGGACUGCUGGAGCCCCGAUUCCUGACUUGGGUGCCCCCUCCUCAGUCCUCCAUCUCCACCGCGGGCAUCACUGCUGGCCUGGCUCUCCUUGGAGCUGUGCUCACUGGAGCUGCGGUGGCUGCAGCCGUGAUGUGGAGGAAGAAACGCUCGGGAUUUGAAGAUUCCUUUAGGCUUCUGAACUGACUGCUCCCUGGUCUCACAUGAUGUUUCUUCUCACAAGUGGACAAGGAAGAAGCUACACUCAGGCUCCAGUGAGAGACAGCCUUGUGUUGGCCUGAGUGUUACAGGAUUUCUUUUGCCCACAGUUUGUGCCUUUAUGAUCCCCUGGUUUAAAACGCUUUACACCUGAGAGAACGGCCCAUAUCCAAAAGACUAGAAACUCAAGUGCUGGCAAGGAUAUGGAAAAAAGGGGACAGUCCUGCAUUAUUUUUGGAUAUAGACUGAGCCAGCCCUUAUGGAAACAGCACUGAGGUUUCUUAAAAGAGUGAAUGUGGACCCAGCAAUUGGACCCGGCAAUUCUACACUGAGGAUCUACUUACAGAGGAUAAAUACACUCCUGUGAAGGGACCUGCACUCCCGUCACCACUGCAUCACUAUUUACAGUAGCCAAGCUAUGGACACCACCUGAAUGCCCCAGACAGGUGGGAAAUCAAGAAGAAGCUGGGAUUACAUGUAUACAUGUAUGUACAUAUAUAGGUGAUGUAUGACCCUGUAUAAUGAAAUAGCAUCCACGGUCAGAAAACAUAACUCAUGCCACUGCGGCAACAUGGAUGGAAGAGGGGUGCAUCAAAAAGAUAAAGAGAAAUCCUCAUGUAUGGAUGGGGAGAAAGCAAACGAAGGGCCAGAUUAAGCCAAACUUCAAAACUAAACCUUGAGCCCCACCAGGCUUCGCCUAUUGCUGACCAGGGCUGCAGACCAGCCCAGGCUUCCUGGACCAACAGCGCUGGGUGGUGGACAGACCCUCUCUAGUUUGGCAUCAGACUCAUUUGACGACAAAGCCUGACUGCUGCUGACUGAGUCCCCCAUUUUGUCUUGUUGCACCUGCACCACCAAUGGGUCCCCAGCCUCUGCUGUUUGCUGGGUCUGAGAUGGAUCUUGUACUUGAUGCUGCAGGUUAUGACUUUUUUACGCCACUUAUAUAUCCCCCACAUGGCCAGAAGGUAACAUCUUCCAACAAAUUGUUAUUCUCCUGAUAUAACAAAUCUUGGUGACUUUAACCUUUUUCUUUUUGCAACAAUGAGUUAUUAUUUAUCUAUAAUUCCCUAAUGAAACAUUCACAAUUUUUUUAAAGGUUUUUUUUUUUUUUUAAAUUUUUGGGUAGAAGUACUGGGGUGAAGGCCAGAGGUACGGGCGGUGGGGGGUGGGCGCGGAAGGAGGUGGUGAGAGAAUUCACCAGAGACAGAGUGGGGAGCAGAAUAGGCGGAUAUACUGAAAUGCAUUGCUAAUGGGAGUAGUGGGUAAGAUGAGGAGGUCUGCUGUGUCGUGUGGGUCAGCUCCCUGCGCCAGGAUCCACUCAGGCUGUUGCAUUGGGCCUUCUCAGUGGUAGUGCUGAAGCUUAACCCCUAGGCCACCAGACAGGCCUAACACCCACAAUUUUUAAAGAAUCAAACUUGCAAGAAAUUGUUUACUGUUAUGUCAUUACCAUGGAUUAAGUAUUCCCACCAUCUCACUGUUCUUGCUAAAGCUGAGAGGAUACAGCAAAUUAUAUGACAACAUAGGAGAAUUCCCAAAUGGCUAGAUUCAACUCAUUAUUAGUGUAUGGUCCACAAGCUGGCUUAUUUAGUGCGACAUCUUGGUCAAUAUCUGGACAAUUUCUAUUCAUGAUGAUGACUUUUGUAUCGUCAAAUCUUUUUUAAAAAAUAUUUAUUUAUGCAUGCAAGAGUUGGGGUACAGGCCCGAGAUGCGGGGGGUGAGAGGAUUCACCAGAGAUACAGCGGGGAACAGAACAGGCAGACUGACUGAAAUCCACUGCUGAGGGGAGCAGCAGGCAAGACAGGAGAGGUCUGCCUCACCAUGUGGGUUUCUCCCUGGCUGGCCGGGGUUCGAACUAGUGCUGCAGAGGCUGCGGAUAGCUUCAUAGUGCGAUGCUUAACCCGUUGUGCCACCAGGGAGGCCCUGUAUCUUCAAAUCUUAAGGCCAUUUAUUAAUGGCUCAGCUCAACAUACACACCUUCACCUCUUCUUUGACUGUAACUCUGGGCAAUAUUUUACAUUGCGGAAUUGGAUUGGAGGCUCAUUUAAAAAUUCUUACUCCUUUCAAGGGAAAGGCCCACAGAUAUGUGAAGAAGGAGUCAGAAGAAAAGCACAGCAGCCAGCAGGGAAUGGUCAAAAUGAAAAGUUAUUCCAUGGAGAGGCUACAGAGGUUGAACAGAUUAUUUCCCAAUUAUAAUUUUUUAAAAGAUUUAUUUAUUUAUUUAUACAAGCACUGCAUAUAGUCAGAAGUGUGAGAGGGUGAGAGAAUUCACCAGAGCCAGAGCGGGGGCAGAGCAGGCAGAAGGACCGAAGUACACU
Molecule: messenger RNA, 3416 nt
Organism: Talpa occidentalis (Iberian mole)
Lineage: Eukaryota; Metazoa; Chordata; Mammalia; Eulipotyphla; Talpidae
Product: class I histocompatibility antigen, Gogo-C*0202 alpha chain-like
Exons: 7
Coding region: 52-1089 (345 amino acids)
Biological process (GO): immune response; antigen processing and presentation of endogenous peptide antigen via MHC class Ib; antigen processing and presentation of endogenous peptide antigen via MHC class I via ER pathway, TAP-independent
Cellular component (GO): external side of plasma membrane
Molecular function (GO): peptide antigen binding; signaling receptor binding
Source: RefSeq, a predicted model, not a curated record